AGUAAGUAUUAGCCAUGAAUUCUGUCUAAUUGUAUUCCAUUUUGGGGAAAAAAAGGGGGAAAUGUUGCACGAGAUUUUACUAGCACUUGUGGGUUACACAGGAGAUCUCAUAAUCGACGAGCGAGAACACAAUAAAUCUCUCGGCAUUUGCUUAUCCCCCGACGCACCCAUCCCUGAUCAACGUUCCUUCAAGCUUGCUUCCGAUAUCUCCUUUAUUGACCCCAGUGAAAGGGAUCUUAUCGAGAAGCUAAUUACUUUAGGGUUUUACUACCGAGAGCUCGACCGCUUUGCCACGAAAUCCCGGAAUUUAAGCUGGAUUAGAUCCGCUGAUGUUUCUCCUUUGAACAGAGCCUCUGAGUUGUCGAAUUCUAAAAACAGGAAGCCAAGCGUUUAUCGAAGAGCCAUUGCUAAUGGUCUGGUGGAGAUGCUCUCUGUCUACAAGUCUACUGUUCUUCAAAUUGAGCAGAAAUUGUUGUCGGAAACCAUGCCCAUUUUGACAAGUGUCGCUCAAGGCCUCAAUAAGUUCUUUGUAAUUUUGCCACCUUUGUACGAGCUUAUCCUAGAGAUUGAGCGUGAUGAUAUCCGCGGAGGACAGCUUCUUAACCUUUUACACAAACGUUGCCACUGUGGGGUGCCUGAAUUGCAGGCCUGCAUUCAAAGGCUUCUUUGGCAUGGUCAUCAAGUGUUGUAUAACCAACUUUCGUCAUGGAUGGUUUAUGGAAUUCUACAAGACCAGCACGGAGAAUUUUUCAUUAGAAGGCAAGAAGAUCAAGAUAUGGAGUAUGGCUCAUCUAUCCCAGAUACAUCAGAAAAGUUGGCACGCUUGUCAACUGAUGAUACAUCUUUGACGGAUUGGCACUUGGGCUUUCAUAUAUUCCUGGAUAUGCUCCCUGAGUAUAUCCAUAUGCGUGUUGCAGAGUCUAUUCUUUUUGCUGGUAAAGCCAUCAGGGUUCUCCGGAACCCAAGCCCUUCCAUUCAAUUUCAGGACACUCUAUACAAUCAGCAGACGAAAAAAGGCUCUCAAAAGCUUCAGGGAUCUGCCGGGGGUGUUCCUUUCCAGAGAGAGCCUUUUCUGGAUGUAAAAAAGAUUGGAGAAGAAUUGCUCCCAAUAUCAGAGGCUGAUAAGAUUGAAACUAUGCUUCUAGAUCUAAAGGAAUCAUCAGAAUUUCACAAAAGAUCAUUUGAAUGCUCAGUUGACUCUAUCCGGGCUAUUGCAGCUAGUCAUCUUUGGCAGCUGGUGGUUGUACGAGCUGACUUGAAUGGCCACCUAAAGGCUCUAAAAGACUAUUUUCUUUUGGCAAAAGGAGAUUUUUUCCAGUGCUUCCUUGAGGAGAGCCGGCAGUUAAUGCGCCUGCCACCACGCCAGUCAACUGCUGAAGCUGAUCUUAUGGUUCCAUUUCAGUUGGCAGCCAUAAAGACUAUUAGCGAGGAAGACAAGUACUUUUCUAGAGUAUCUUUGCAGAUGCCUUCAUUUGGGAUCACGUUGAAAUCUUCUCAAAGAGAUUUGCCGAAGACAAAAGCAUUUGCUGAUGGAAGUUCAGAGACCUCACUUGGUGGUUGGGAUGGUAUUGCACUUGAGUAUUCUGUUGAUUGGCCCUUACAGCUGUUCUUUACCCAAGAAGUGCUCUCCAAGUAUUGUAGAAUUUUCCAAUACCUGCUGAGGCUCAAAAGAACACAAAUGGAAUUGGAGAAAUCCUGGGCAUCUGUAAUGCACCAGGACCACACAGAUUUUGCCAAACACCGCAAUGACCAGAUGAACUGCUCAAUUUCUCAGCUACGGAGACAACGUUUUAGACCAAUGUGGCGUGUUAGAGAGCAUAUGGCAUUUUUAAUCAGAAAUCUUCAAUUUUAUAUCCAGGUUGAUGUGAUAGAAUCUCAAUGGAAUGUUUUGCAAUCUCAUAUUCAAGAUUCUCAUGACUUCACUGAACUUGUGGGUUUCCAUCAAGAGUAUUUAUCAGCUUUAAUCUCUCAGUCUUUCUUGGACAUUGGUUCUGUGUCAAGGAUAUUGGACAGCAUCAUGACACUUUGUCUGCAGUUCUGCUGGAAUAUCGAGAACCAAGAAAGCAGCCAAAAUACAUCAGAACUAGAACAUAUAACUGAGGAAUUUAACAAGAAAUCGAACUCCUUAUAUACCAUAUUGCGCAGUAGCAGGCUUGCUGGGAGUCAGCGAGCUCCAUUUCUCAGACGUUUCCUUUUGCGAAUGAAUUUUAAUUCAUUCUUUGAGGCAACUGCUAGGGGUGUACUGAAUGUUGUUAGACCACGUCCAUCUCUUCCUGUUUUAAGUCAGCCAUAGCAUGCUGAUCAUACGAAAUGUUUGAGCUAGCUUGUCCUGAUUCUUAUUUGAGUUUUCCGAGUUGUGUUGAUGCCUCCUUUUGGUUUUCACUAGAGAAUAGUGCUUUCCUCUACAUAGCUUCCUGAAUUCCUUUUAACCUUAUCAGUCCUGUUACCAGUUGUUUAUAAGGUUUCUGCUUGCUAUACCUGUUGACAAUUGAGGAACCAUCUGUUGAAAUUGAAAAUUGAGAUAAUAUUUCUGUGGGUAGUUGGCUUGAGGUUGAGGGUGCAGUUUGUUGUCCCUAGUGUCAUUAUCAUUAGCGUAUACAGUUUAUCUCUGGGCAGAUAGUCGAUGGCCCUAAAAAUAUUUGUCAGUUGAAUUGAA
Messenger RNA from Hibiscus syriacus, 2656 nucleotides. RefSeq names its product gamma-tubulin complex component 4-like. Gene Ontology annotation, molecular function: microtubule minus-end binding; gamma-tubulin binding. The record is from RefSeq and is a predicted model, not a curated record. NCBI's taxonomy places the organism in Eukaryota, Viridiplantae, Streptophyta, Magnoliopsida, Malvales, Malvaceae. Gene Ontology annotation, biological process: cytoplasmic microtubule organization; spindle assembly; mitotic cell cycle. The coding region runs from base 62 to 2293 and encodes 743 amino acids. The transcript is spliced from 16 exons. Gene Ontology annotation, cellular component: gamma-tubulin complex; spindle pole; equatorial microtubule organizing center.